ACCCUUUCUGUCUCCUUAGCGACACAAGCAUUUUCCAGGCUGCUUGGACAGAAUCUGCUUCAUUGAACACCAUGGCAAAAACUGGAGGAAAAGGAGUGAAUCUGAAGGACAAACUGGAAGGCAACGAGUUGGAUUUAAGUUUGUGUGACUUGAACGAGGUGCCAGUUAAGGAGCUGGCAGGGCUUCCAAAGGCUACUGUUUUGGACCUGUCCUGUAACAACCUCACCUGUUUACCAUCAGACUUCUGCAGUUUGACCCACUUGGUGAAAUUGGACCUGAGUAAAAAUCAGCUUCAGCAGCUGCCCUCGGACUUUGGUCGUUUGGUUAACUUGCAACACCUGGACCUUCUGAACAAUCGAUUAGUUACCUUGCCGGUCAGUUUUGCACAACUCAAGAACCUGAAGUGGCUGGAUCUGAAGGACAACCCACUAGAUCCCACACUGGCUAAGGUAGCUGGAGAUUGCUUGGAUGAAAAGCAGUGUAAGCAGGCUGCUGUUAGGGUUCUGCAGUACAUGAAGUCUAUCCAGUCUGAGCUGGAUCGUGAGAGGCAACGAAAAUUACAGGCAGAACGAGAACUGGAGAAGAAACGCGAAGCGGAGCAACGAGCAAGGGAGGCCCAAGAGCGGGAACUGCGGAAGAGGGAAAAAGCAGAAGAGAAGGAACGCAGGAGAAGGGAGUACGAUGCUCAGAAAGCGGCAAAGCAGGAAAUGGAUAAACAUAAAAAGAAAGAAAAUGGUGAGAAUCCAAAACUCUCGGUUUCCCGUUCCUCGAAGCAACCGGAAAACAAACGUUCGUGGACUGGAAUCCUGCUGAAGAUGCUGCUGUUCCUGCUGCUGUGCGCCCUCAGUACUUUGGCUAUUUGCAAGGUUACGGAUCUGCAGCACAAAUCUGUGUGCGUCAGUGUGAACGUGCUCUAUGAAGAUGCAGUCACCAUUUUGCAAAGCCACAGAAUCAUGCGGAAUGUCCUGCAGCCUAACUCCCAGCAGUAACCAUGUUGGCUCAACCCUGAACAACUCUUCCACUGUCAGCAUCUCUUUCAACUGUUUCGAUAUCAGCACAGCUGGGAUUCCUAUGGAAUCGUGCUCUGGUGAAAAUGGCCUUUAGUCAUUCAGCAUUGGCUUCGGUGACUCCCUCAAACAGAACAGAAUCACUGCCCGGUUCUCUUUCCUUGCAGCUGCUGUGGCUAAUUAGAAGUUGCUAUUUCCUUUCUCUGGCCUACAGAAAAAACAAGGAGGGCCUUUAUGCCUAACUAGUCUUGUUCUGUGAGGAUACACAUUUGUCAUCUUUUAGGAAAAUUUUGUAUACGAAGUUGUUAAUGCUGUAUUGCUAUAGGGAACAAACACUAUGUCGGAUGGCUGAGUUACCCAUACAUCAAUAUAUAUAUUGAUACUCAUAAGCUUGGUGUAUGAAUCAUAAAACUUGCUUAUUAUUCAGCUGUUAAACAAGCUAGGGAAACCAAGUUGUGCAGGCAGCUUUCUCAGUCAAACUUUACUAAGCGCUUAGCAGUUUUUAGCCAUACUUAAAACUGCUGUUAGGUAUCUAUGAAAGAUGCUUUCCACUAAGCAGAAUUAACUAGGAUGCAAAUCCCAUUGAACCUAGUGAGAUCUCAGGUAAAACUAACAUGCAUAGGAUUUGAACACGCAAGCCCAAAGAGAGAGCUAGCUGGGAAGCAGCAUAAGGGAGACAGUGAUAUUUGUGUUAUCAAAUUAAGCCACUACAUACCCUCAAAGACUUAGCUCAAAACAAUCCCAUUCCUGCUCUAAAUUGUUGUUAUGUGAAUUCCAUAAUCCACUGUGCCUUGAAGUAUGAUCAAACUUCUAAAUCCAAUAUGCACAGAUUAGAGGUUGGGCUUUUUGCAAACAAGAAUGUGCAAUUUAAGACAUAUAACCUCUGGAAGGAAAGGAGAAUAUUCUUCCAGUUCAGUGAAUGGGCCGCUCUACACCGCAACAAGAAUAUGUGAAGACAAGACUUCCACUAUUCUGCUUUGAGGUUAACAUUCACAGUGCAUGAUAGCCGUUUACUGCUCAUGGGUUAUGGCUAACAGUCGCUUUGCGAGACUGUCACCAUUCACCUCACACAUGAAAGUAAGUUUUCGAUUAGUUGCAGUGGAUUUGAGAUUGUUGGUUGAGAAGACAUCUGUAAGCAGGGCUUCACUUCUCCUUUCCAGGUUCUGAGCAGCUUUUAUGUUUUCAAAAGUGUUUAAUGUUCCCUCGCCCCAGUAAUAAAACAAAGAGUUUGUACACAGA
Messenger RNA from Heteronotia binoei (common prickly gecko), 2246 nucleotides. It is a transcript of the gene LRRC59, whose product is annotated as leucine rich repeat containing 59. The record is from RefSeq and is a predicted model, not a curated record. NCBI's taxonomy places the organism in Eukaryota, Metazoa, Chordata, Lepidosauria, Squamata, Gekkonidae. Gene Ontology annotation, molecular function: protein binding. The coding region runs from base 72 to 989 and encodes 305 amino acids. The transcript is spliced from 7 exons.